This is a messenger RNA of Hypoxylon trugodes, 1251 nucleotides long. RefSeq names its product S-adenosyl-L-methionine-dependent methyltransferase. The transcript has a single exon. The record is from RefSeq and is a predicted model, not a curated record. Gene Ontology annotation, molecular function: S-adenosylmethionine-dependent methyltransferase activity. Bases 269 to 1078 code for a protein of 269 amino acids. Lineage: Eukaryota; Fungi; Ascomycota; Sordariomycetes; Xylariales; Hypoxylaceae.
GUCGUUGGGAUUGACAUUGUGUAAACUCACUGAAUGAAGUCCACGAUCUUAUCAGCUCUAUAGAGAUAAUAACUUUUCCGCCUAGGUAUAUGCGUAUGUACCUAGGUAGGUAUGCAGUUUCUUCUGCUGGGUAUCUAGCGAAGCUAGUGACUCAUAGGCAAGGAUGGAACCGAUAUUAAAAGAAGACUGGUCCGUCUUAAAAGGAUACUAAAUCUUGGUAUACGGAAUUCGAUUCAAUUCAACUAUACCCAUUACAAUACUCAUAAACAUGUCUGCUUCCGCCGAUCCAUCUUUUUCAUCAAUACGCUACCUGCCUACGAACGAGGCUUACGACCGGUGGGCGGUAGUCUACGAUACAGAUGGCAACUUCCUUCAAGCUCUGGAUACCAUCGAGCUGAAGACUCUAUUCCCGGAAUUUCUACAAUCGAUUAAAUCUCCCAAGUCAUGGCGUAUCAUGGAUUUGGGCUGCGGUACGGGCCGCAAUACUAUGCUACUUCUUACGAUUCCGGACAUUGAGGAAGUCGUCGCGCUAGACUCGAGUAAAGGCAUGCUUGAGGUAGCAAGAUCGCGAUUGCAGCAAGCAGACGAUGAUGCUGGUUCCCCGAGCACGGAACAGGCGCGAGCGACACCAAAGUUGCAUCUCGAGGUCUUUGAUAUGCUGGCCUCACCAUCUCCUCCGGCUUCAGCGCAAAACGCGGAUGCCGUGAUCUCGACUUUGGUCAUCGAACACGUGCCGCUAUCAACGUUUUUCUCGCAGGUCUCGCAGAUCCUGAAACCGGGUGGUGUGCUUCUAUUGACGAACAUGCAUGCGCACAUGGGCGGUAUUAGUCAAGCUGGUUUCGUUGACGCGGAAACAGGCGAGAAGAUACGUCCUACAAGUUAUGCACAUAGUGUUGCGGAUGUCGUAGCAGAGGCAGCGAAGUACGGCUUGAUUGUCGAACAAACGGGAGCUGGAGCUGGUAUCUACGAGAGAGCGGUGGACGAAGACAUGGUUGAGAAGCUUGGUCCUAGGAGUCGGAAGUGGGUUGGUGUUACCUGUUGGUUUGGAGGCUUGUUUAGGAAGAGAGCGAACGAGUGAGAUACUAUGGAUUGAUCCGCGAGACACAUAGCACGUAUGUCGUAUUUCGUAUAGCAUCGAGUGGAUACAUGAGGAGAUGACUGCUUCGGUUGGUCGAACUAAUCUACAUUAGCUUCAUCAUGGUUAUUCCUCAACUAUUUUGCUGCAAGUGCUAAAUUAUGAUGUGAUUAAUA